CACUCAUUUCUAGUUGAACUAGAUGUGUCUGCUGACUGUCUUCAGGCUCAGAAGAUUCAGGUAGAAACAACAAAUCCUACACCUUUAGUGUCCAUCCGCCGGAACCCACACGGGUGUUUGAUCACAGCUCGGUCUUAUAGCUGACUGAUUAGAAGCUGAAUGACACAGAAACAGGAUAUAAGCACACUUAAAGUUUCCUUCACAACUUCCUCAGAAAUGUCUCAGGAUCACGGAAUACGUUCCUCGAGUGGCCUUCAAGCUUGAAGAUCUUCUGGAUUUGUUCUUUUUUUAUCUGUUUUUAAGGAAAAGGCUUCUUGGUCUCGAGUUCACACCCUUCUGUGUACUGUUCGUACCUGCGUUUGGCGGAACACUAUGUUGUCCCAGCUAAGUGACUGGUUCUGGAACGAGCACCUGUGGUUUCCAGUGGGUUUAGGAUGGGCUGACCUGCAGGAUCGUGAUGGUAAAACCUAUGCCAAAGGCUCUGACCUCUGGGUUACUUUUCCAAUAGCCGUGGUCUUCCUCAUCAUACGGCAGAUAUUUGAGAGGACCGUAGCACUGCGGCUGGCAUCUGCGAUGGGAGUGGAGGAAAAGGUGAGAGUGCGGGCAGCGCCCAAUCCAACACUGGAAACCUACUUCUACACCACGAGUAAACAUCCAGCACAGAGUAUGGUGGAGAGUUUAAGUAAACAGACAGGCUAUUCCCAGCAGCAGGUGCAGCGGUGGUUCCGGAGACGACGCAACCAGGAGCGACCCAACCAACUCAAAAAGUUCCGGGAAGCAAGCUGGAGAUUUACAUUUUACCUCCUUGCCUUCUUUUCUGGCCUGGCUGCUCUCAUCGAUAAACCCUGGUUCUGGAAAAUGGAAGAUAUGUGGAAAGGCUUCCCAACCCUGACUCUUCUUCCAUCCCAGUACUGGUACUACAUGAUCGAGCUGGGUUUUUACCUUUCACUCCUCUUCAGCGUGGCAUCAGACGUGAAGCGAAAAGACUUUAAAGAACAGAUUGUUCAUCAUGUUGCCACCAUUCUUUUGAUCAGUUUCUCCUGGUGUGUGAACUACAUUCGAGCAGGAACUUUGAUCAUGCUGGUGCACGACGCUGCAGAUUAUCUGCUUGAGUCGGCCAAAAUGUUUAACUAUGCCGGCUGGAGAAAGACCUGCAACUACAUCUUUAUCGUCUUUGCCAUCGUCUUCUUCAUCACAAGACUCGUUAUUUUCCCAUUCUGGAUCAUAUACUGCACUUAUGUUUAUCCACUGACCAUGUAUCCUCCCUUCUUUGGUUAUUAUUUUUUAAACGGUCUUCUGAUGGUGCUUCAGUGCCUGCACAUCUUCUGGUUUGUGCUCAUUCUGCGCAUGGCGAUCAAGUUCCUCCCUGGCAACCAUAUUGUGGAAGAUGAGCGGAGUGACAGAGAAGAGACGGACGACUCGGAGGAUGAGGACGAGGCACCGGAGUGCAAUAAACGACCCAAGACGAAAAAUGGACCACUGCAGAACGGCCAUUCUGCCUCAAACAACAACCACCACCGCAAGACGGAGUGAUUGGUACAGAUAGGAGGAGAGCGGGGAUAGGGCACCCUCUAUAACUAACACACACUCACUCACACACACACACUCAUACACACACUCACACACACACUCUCUCUCUCUCACACACACACACACACACACACACACACACACACACACACACACACACACACACACACACACAGCACUGAUAGGUUGAGGCAGGAAUAGAGGCUGCUGGUUUGGAGAAUUGGCUUACACAUAUACAGUCACACAAAUACAUUUGACCAAGUAUUAGAAGUAUCACACUUAAACUCUUAUCCCAAAAAUAUGUUUCAGAUGAAAUAAUCCUGACAGUCAACGUUAGUAAAUGCACUAAAUGCUGCAGAAGAGAUGAAAUCCUUGCAGUGAAUCUUCCUCGUCCUGCUUCGUGUACGACUCGCCUGUUGCCUGGUUAAUGUGAAGCUCUCAUUCCUUCCCUGCUGUAGAUUUCUCGUCACGACGUACAGUAAAGACGCCGCUCCUGCAUUUCCGACCCCAGGACAUUUACUAACGUCACAGAGCUUUGUCUUUGUCUUCGUCUUUGCAGCCUUAAGGAUUUACCUGAAGUCAGACUUACUCAUAUGUGCUGAAUAUUUUUUUCACCAAGCAGCCUUUAGCUAUGUCUCUAAACACAUUCCAUUACUGUUCUCACACACGCACACACACACACACACACACACACACACACACACACACACACACACACACACAGACACACAGACACACACACACUGUCAUCAGCCCUCCUGUGUCCUGCCCACAUCUCGGUUGCACUAUAGUUUAAUUUUGCCCCACACUACCACUGCCCUAGAGGUGAUCUCCUGAUGAUCUCCUAGAACUUUGAGGACCACAAAAAAAACAACUGAUCACAAAACACUGAUAUUAAGUUGUGCAGAACACAGAGAAAUCUCUUUUAGCUCAGAUGAACAAGCUUCACCGCCCAGAUGCCCCAACAUGAAGCUGAAUAUUUCAUCUUUCUGCCUUUAGUGCCUUAUGUUUGUCCAGCAUCUCGGUCACUCAUGAAAAUCUGUUGAAUCCGGGUUUAGAUGGUUUUGGCUAGAUGUUUCAGUUAAAUCCAAAAAAAAAUCCCAAAAAAAAUCCACCUCAGUUAAAAGAUUUGCUUCAUUUGUGUAUGAAAGAAGAAGAAAAAAAAAACGGAAACAGUUUUGUCAUAGCAUUUCCAUCUUUAUUUUUGACCUUUUUGUCCUGCUCUUUAUUAACAACGAUUACACAGAUUAAUAUGGUUUUAAUGUAUUUUUCUUUUAUUGUUUAUUGUUUUUUGUUUUAUGUUUAUUUUCAUUUCAUCAUUUUACUUGAGCUCCAAAUUUAUUUGGAUCCAUUCCAAGAAGUUUAACUAUCAUUGAUUCAAAUACCGUAUUCUACGUUCCACAAAAAUGGGUAAAGAAGGAUUUCUGCUCUGUAUGGAGUCAGCUGUUGGGGAGAAAACAUUUCUAUUUGGAGAAUUUCAUUUCUAUAGUCAUUUGUUUAGAAUCCUGUUCACAAACAGAGGGGAAAAAAAUAUUGUAGUAGUAUUAACAAGAUGAAGAGUCAGUAUUGAUCACUUUGUUUGGCCACCAGAUGCACUUUAUAAAACCUGAUCUAUAGAAAUCAUACUAGAGUUAGACUUAAAAUGACUUUAUAUUUGACUCAGUUUGUAACAUUAUGCAUCUGUAAAACUCGUACGCUUCAAAUAGACACAUGAGGUUUAUGAGGUUAACAGUGAAACAUGUCCCUUUAUAACGCCAUACUGUAGUGCUGUGCGUUGUAUCUGAGCUUGAUGUGUUUCCCAAACCCACUGAACUCUAUAUUAUAUCCAGUGUUAGAAUUAAAGAUGAGAAAAUACUUAUGACUAGGACUAGAAUUAUACUAAAAGUUUACAUUUUUAGGUCUUGUUUAUUUUUUUUACUGCAGUUAAUAACUGUCACUGGUUGUUUACCCAUUCAGCUGUCAGCGUCUGUGGUCUUAUAAGUGCUUUAUAUCUUAAACAGAUUGCUGUUUUUUGCACUUGCUCUCUUCUUCCUUUUUGCUCUCCGAGCUCGCCGCAUUCUUUCGUUUAGUACGAUCUGUUCGUGCCAGUAGGCGUAGCUUCAUACUUAGCUAAACACUUAAACAGCCAUGUUUUGAAUAACUACAUAGUAACCUGAAAAAUAAUGUACCAGGCGGGUGGCACGGCUGUGCGGUAGCUUAGUGGUUAAGGUGUUGAGCUACUGACCGGGAGGUUGAGUGUUCAAAUCCCACGAUACACCAUGCUGCUAGUGCUUGGGCCCCUGAGCAAGGCCCUUAACCCUGUAAAAUGUAAAACCGCCAAACGCCGUAAAUGUAAUAAUAGUCACCCUGAAUUUAAAAAAGCAAAUAAAUACCGAAUCUGACAUAAUGAGACUUCAAAAUUUUUCCUCCCCAACUUUUUUUUUUAUUGGUGCCUCACUUCAUCUUAAUAAAUCAUCCCUAUUCCUUACAACCUUUGCUUAAUGCCAAAACCAAUUCAACCAAAUCAGAUUUCUCCUUCUGUUGAUUACAGUACAUCUCUGAUACACACAAAAACAUGAUCAGUAUCAUAACUGCCUAUGUUUUCUGUUGCGUUUUGUAUCACUGCUCUGCAAUUUAAGAUAAAAGACUGUGGAUACCCAAACCGUCCAGCUUUGUGUGUUUGUUUCCUGUGUGGAUUGAGUUUGGGGAAGAGAGAAGAUCCUGUUAUCUGAAAUGAUGUCUGAAGAUGUUUAGGAGUAGAAAUACAACAAUUAGUCGUUCCAUGUGAGUUCUUGAUUUUAUGAAAUAUCUGAUAUACGGAACAAAUAAUAAGAAUUAAAAUGAACAUCACUUACACUUCUUUGUCAGGGUCUAAAUAACAAUUGUCUUGUCUUCAGCAACUUCUAGAGACAAGCAAACAACCUCUGGCAACAAAAAAGUCUCAAAAAGUAAAGCAACAUUUAGAAACCAGGUGAAUAAAAUAAGUGCACCCUUCAUAUGUCUACUGUCAAGAGAGAAAAAAGCAGCCAAGGUUUACUAAUGAAACUCACAUGAUUAGUUUAUCAGAAAUAACCACGACUACCUUUAUAGAAGCAGAGCUUAUUUAUAGAAACAAUAAACAAUUUUAAAGUUUAAAAGUAAGUUACUAUUUAUCGCUAACAAUUGUCCAUAAUGAUCAAGCCUGAGGUGACGAUGGUGAGGAAAAACUCCCUGAGAUGAUUUAAGGAAGAAACCUUGAGAGGAACCAGACUCAGAAGUGAACCUCAUCCUCAUUUGGCUGACACUGGACAGUAAAUAAUGUCAAUGUAAAUAAUGUCCUUUCUACAACAGUGUGUAGACCAGCGGCAUUGUGUAACCGAGAGCUCCUGUGGAACUAACAGGUCCGAGUCACUUCCGAGUUCUUUACAGACUUAACGAUAAAUGACCUCAACCAUUGAGAAGUUGUUUCUGCUUCUCAUUCUGGGAUGGAUUACAAUAAGACCAUCUCCGAACAAUAGAAAAUUCCCCAUUCUACUGUGAGAAGGAUGGAUUAUAAAACUUUCAAGACGAUGGACAUCUUCAGCUCAAGCUCAGACGACUUAAUGCUGCAAGAUAUUUAGAAUAAUCCAAUAGAUGCAUUAUGUGACCUACAGGUCGCUGUAAGAACAUGACUCGUUUAUGUUCAUGACAGCGCCUUCAAAAUAUCUUAAUUUUCCUCUGAAAGGAUUAUGGAUCAUGACUCUGGUUUGCUAAUGACUAAUGUGAUCAAGGUUGAGAUUUUUAGUCAUCUUCAUCAUGUUUUUCAAAUACCAUCCACAGUGGAUCACCACAAACACCGUAUACCAAGCAUGUUGGCUGAUGAUUUGGGUUGGUUUUUCAGCCACAGGAUCAUGGGAAACUUGUGGUCCAACAGGACAAUGAUCCCAAACACAUCAACAAAUCAGCAUCCGAAUGAUUAUAGGUUCCUUUUUAACUUUGAUUGCUCUCAAGGUUUCUUGUAUAUCUCAGGUUUUUUUUUUCCAAACCCUAAUCUUAACCCUACUAUUUUUUUUGCCACCGCUGACUCCGGCUUGCUCAUUUGGGAUAAAUCUGAAUUGCAUUUUAAACUUUUUAAUUUGUAUUUUAUAGUUUUAUAUUUUAAAGAAUGAAAGAAAGAAACAAAGGUGUUGAGAUGCUGUGAAGAAACAAAUGAUGAAUGUCACGUUGUAAAGAACUUGCUAAUGGUGGCUCUUAGCUCUUUUGUCCUUGAUUGGCUGAUAUUGUGGUUUUUUUUUAAUGAUUUUUGAUAGAUUGCUUUUUUUCAUGUUAAUAAAUGUGACCUGGGUGUUCCAAAUGUUUUAAAAUGUGUGUAUUUUGUAAUGUCUGUAAAAAGGGGUGGGAUCUGUCUGAAUUAUGUAGCUCCGGGCCGAACUCUGUGACCCACAAUGCGCAGUGGUUAGUGCGUUCCUCUACAAAGUUCUGACCCUUAGAUAAAUGAGAUGGAAACCCAUGUGUGAGACAGAGUAAGAGCAGGUGGCAGGUUUUGUAAUAUCUUGGUUUGGGUGUUUUUAUUUAUUUGGAUUGUUUGGGUGGGUUUAUUAAUCAUAAAGUUAUUGCUUUAUUUAUAAUGUCAAUAAUAAAUGAAUGCAUAUAUAGAUGAA
Messenger RNA from Tachysurus fulvidraco (yellow catfish), 6128 nucleotides. It is a transcript of the gene cers2a, whose product is annotated as ceramide synthase 2a. The transcript is spliced from 11 exons. Bases 373 to 1533 code for a protein of 386 amino acids. Gene Ontology annotation, cellular component: membrane. Gene Ontology annotation, molecular function: DNA binding; sphingosine N-acyltransferase activity. The record is from RefSeq and is a predicted model, not a curated record. Lineage: Eukaryota; Metazoa; Chordata; Actinopteri; Siluriformes; Bagridae. Gene Ontology annotation, biological process: ceramide biosynthetic process.